AUGGGCAAAGUUCAUCUGGAGUUGAAGCCAGUAAGGGAAGUGAAGAACAGCAAGAAAGAUUUCUGCAGGUGCCAUCAGCAGCAAAAGUACUACAUUGAAGAGACAAUUAUUGAGGAGGGUGAACCACAUGAGGUGGUCACUGAGAUUACUGAGACCUUUAGCACAGACUUCACAGGUCCCAAAACUGUCACCUAUACUGUUGAGCAUGAAAAACCUUCUGUUGAGGAUGCAGCACCUCCAGUCAGAAAGAAGAUAAUACGGACAAAAGUGGACCCAUCUAAGUUUUUGACACCGUAUCUGCAACACAGCAAUAAAAUGAAGGACCUAUUCAGUGAGGUUAAAUACCGCAUGGCUGGUGAAAUUGCUAGAACUAUUUGCCAUGUUGAUGAAAAGGCCAAAGAUAUAGAACAUGCAAAGAAGGUGUCACAGCAAGUGAGCAAGGUAUUAUAUAAACAGAACUGGGAGGAGAAUAAGGACAAGUACCUGCUUCCCCCUGAUGCUCCAGAGCUUGUGAAUGCAAUAAAAAACACAGCAAUGUUCAGUAAGAAACUCUAUACUGAAGACUGGGAAGGAGACAAAACGUUAUUCUAUCCGUACAAUGACAGUCCAGAGCUCAGAAGGGUGGCACAGGCUCAAAAGGCUCUGAGUGAUAUUGUCUACAAAAAAGGGCAUGAUGAACGAAAAUCUAAAUAUACUUCUCUGCCAGAUCCACCUGAUGUGGAACAAGCCAAGAAAGUGACAAGGCAGCUAAGUGAUAUUAUUUACCAUGAGGACUAUAAAAACAAGAUCAAAGGCAAGUGGAGUCAAACUCCAUGCUAUGAUGUUGCAGUUGCGAAAAUGAAUGCAGAAAAUAUAAGUACGAGAAAAUACCAGGAAGACUUUGAAAACAUUAAAGACCAAAUCUACUUUAUGCAGACUGAAACUCCAGAAUAUGAAGCUAAUAAACGAGUUUCCAAUAACGUCAGUAAGAAAUUAUACAAAGAAGCCUAUGAACAAUCAAAAGGAACCAGCAUGAACUACUGUGAUACACCAAAGUUCCAGACUGAUACUAUUCUGAAGAAUUUUAGCGAUGUAAAAUAUAAGGAUGCAUAUCAAAAGAAUAUUUUAGGACACUAUUUGGGCAGCUUUGAGGACCCACAUCAUACACACUGCAUGAAAGUUGAAGCUAUGAAGAGUGAUAAAAAUUACAAAGCAGAUUAUGAGGAGGAGAAGACAAAAUGCUACUUCCCUCAGACCAUCACUCAAGAGUACGAAGCUAUUAAGAAGUUAGAGCAGUGUAAAGAUCACACCUACAAAAAGCAUCCUGAUAAAACCAAAUUUACUCAAGUGGCUGACUCUCCAGUACAGAAGCAAGCUGAGAUCAAUAGCAAACAGCUGAGUGAUAUAAUGUAUCGAUCCAAAGGUGAAGAAAUUAUUCACAAGUACCACCUCCCUCCAGAUGUGCCCCAGUUUAUACAGGCUAAAGUUAAUGCCUACAAUAUUAGUGAUAACUAUUACAAAACAGGAUUGGAAGAAUUAAAAUCAAGGGGAUAUGAUCUAAAAAGUGAUGCUAUACCUAUUCGAGCUGCCAAGGCUGCUAGGCAGGCUGCCAGUGAUGUUAACUAUAAAAAAGGCUAUGAACUUGCCAAGGGUAAACUUGUUGGCUUCAAGAGCCUCCAAGAUGAUCCCAAACUCGUUCAUUAUAUGAAGGUAGCCAAGAUGCAGUCUGAGCGAGAGUACAAGAAAGAUUAUGAGAAAACAAAAACUAAGUACAACAUUCCACUGGAUAUGGUCAAUGUUGUCGGUGCCAAGAAGGCUCAAGAGAUUGCCAGCAAUACUAAUUACAAGAACCUCCUUCACCACUAUACAUACUUACCAGAUGCAAUGAAUGUGGAGCUGACCAAAAAUAUGAUGGAGAUUCAGAGUGAUAAUGCAUACAAAGCAGAUUAUAACAACUGGAUGAAAGGCAUUGGUUGGAUCCCCAUUGGCUCGCUAGAUGUAGAAAAAGCUAAAAAAGCUGGAGAUGCCUUGAAUGAAAAGAAAUAUCGUCAGCAUCCGGACACCAUUAAAUUUACAAGUGUGGUGGACUCUCCGGUAAUGGUCCAAGCCAAACAGAAUUCAGUUCAACUCAAUGAUGCAUAUUAUAAACAAGGCUACCAUGAUCUAAUAGCAAAAGGGAACAAUGUGUCACUUGAUGCUAUUCCAAUUACUUUAGCCAAGGCUUCAAGAGACAUUGCUAGUGAUUAUAAAUAUAAAGAAGCAUAUGAAAAGGCUAAAGGAAGACAGGUUGGUUUCAGAAGCCUGCAAGAUGACCCUAAGCUUGUCCACUACAUGAAUGUAGCAAAGAUUCAGUCUGAGCGUGAGUACAAGAAAGACUAUGAGAAGACCAAGACUAACUAUCAUACACCUCCUGACAUGUACAGUAUCCAGGCUGCUAAACAGUCUCAGGAUGUGGCUUCUAAUGCCCACUACAAAAAUCUGAUCCAUCACUACACUUACCUGCCAGAUGCCAUGGAUGUUGAGCUUGCAAAGAACAUGAUGCAAAUUCAGAGUGAUCCAGGAUCAAUUUUUCACUUGCAGUCUGUGAAUUCUGCAUAUUUUACUGUAGGAGGAGCUAUAGGGAAAAAAAACCCAAAAAUUCAGCCUCUGCUCUGUGGACCUAUGUAUAAAGUUCUGUGGGAAAAUCUUGGUCCAUGUUGGCUUUCUCUCCUUCAGAAUGCGUACAAACAAGAGUAUAACAGCUGGUUCAAGGGUAUUGGAUGGAGUCCUCUUGGUUCUCUGGAUGUUGAAAAAGCUAAAAAGGCUGGAGAUGCCUUAAAUGAAAAGAAAUACCGUCAGCACCCAGACACCAUCAAAUUUACAAGUGUACCAGAUUCAAUACCAAUGGUUUUAGCUCAGCACAACACCAAGCAACUGAGUGAUGUAGCAUAUAAGCAAGAAGGUGAAAAAGUAAAACACAAAUACACCCUGGAUCCUGAUGUUCCUCAAUUUAUUCAAGCCAGAGUCAACGCCUUCAAUUUGAGUGAUGCUAACUACAAAGCAGACUGGAAGAAAACCAUUGCCAAAGGAUAUGAUCUGAAACCAGAUGCCAUUCCUAUUAUUGCUGCUAAAGCUUCUCGAAAUAUUGCUAGUGAUUACAAGUACAAGGAAUCAUAUGAGAAAGAUAAAGGCAAACAGGUUGGAUACCGUAGCCUGCAGGAUGAUCCUAAACUUGUUCAUUACAUGAAUGUGGCCAAAAUGCAAUCAGAUCGUGAAUACAAGAAGGGUUACGAAGUCACCAAGACCAGAUAUCAUACUCCUUUGGAUAUGUUCAGCGUGACGGCUGCCAAGAAAGCCCAAGAAGCGGUUACAAAUGCUGGCUAUAAGCAACUAAUUCACAAUUAUACACUAUUGCCUGAUUCACUGAAUCUGGAGCUAUCAAGAAACGUGAUGCAGCUUCAGAGUGAUAAUGUGUACAAAGCAGACUUUAAUAACUGGUUGAAAGGAGUUGGCUGGAUACCAGCUCAGUCACUGGAUGUAGAAAAGGCCAAAAAAGCUACAGAGAUUCUCAGUGAAAAGAAGUAUCGCCAACACCCUGACAAGCUGAAGUAUUCUAUUACAAUGGAUGCAAUGGAACAAGUGCUAGCUAAGCAAAAUGCCAAGACCAUGAAUAAGAGGCUCUACACCGAUAAAUGGAACAAAGAGAAGACCAGCAUUCACGUUAUGCCAGAUACUCCAGAAAUUCUGCAGUCUAGAGUGAACCAGAUCACCAUGAGUAAUAAACUUUACAAAGCUGGAUGGGAGGAAGAAAAGAAGAAAGGUUAUGACAUGCAGCCAGAUGCUAUUCCAAUAAAAGCAGCCAAAGCCUCCAGAGACAUUGCAAGUGAUUAUAAAUACAAACUAGCCUACGAAAAAGAGAAAGGAAAACAUAUUGGGUUCCGCAGCCUUGAAGAUGACCCCAAGCUGGUACACUUCAUGCAGGUGGCUAAAAUGCAAUCUGAUCGUGAAUACAGAAAAGAUUAUGAGAAGGCAAAGACUAAUUUCCAUACUCCGGUUGACAUGGUCAGUGUCGUGGCAGCCAAGAAAGCACAGGAAGUGGCUACAAAUGCAAACUACAAAAACUUGAUCCAUACCUACAAUGUUUUACCUGAUGCUAUGAGUCUUGAAUUAGCCAAAAACAUGAUGCAGAUACAAAGUAAUAACCAGUACAGAGCAGAAUAUGAUGAAAGUAUGAAGGGUGUUGGGUGGAUGCCACUGGGCUCCCUGGAAGCUGAGAAAAACAAAAAAGCAAUGGAAAUUGUUAGUGAAAAGAAGUAUCGCCAGCACCCAGACAAGUUGAAGUAUUCUGUUCCUAUGGAUUCCAUGAACAUGGUCUUAGCUUUAAAUAAUGCUAAAAUCAUGGAUGAGCACAAGUACAAACAAGCAUGGGAAGAAGACAAAAAGAAAGUUCAUAUCACACCAGAUAUCCCACAGAUUGCUUUAGCAAAAGCUAAUGCAUUUAAUUUAAGUGAUAAAAUGUACAGACUUUCAUUUGAAGAAUCUAGGAAGAAAGGAUAUGAUCUCAGAGCUGAUGCUAUCCCUAUUAAAGCUGCCAAAGCUUCUAGGGAUAUUGCUAGUGAUUAUAAAUACAAAUCAGGUUAUGAACAAGACAAGGGCAAACUUGUAGGCUUCCGCAGCCUGCAGGAUGAUCCCAAACUUGUCCAUUAUAUGCAAGUGGCUAAGAUGCAGUCUGAUCGUGAAUACAAGAAAGCUUAUGAGAUGAGCAAGACCCAUUACCAAACGCCUUCUGAUACACUCAGCAUUGUGGCAGCUAAGGAGGCACAAGAUCGUGUAACCAAUACUAACUACAAGCGACUGAUUCACCAAUAUAUGCUUCUACCAGAUGCAAUGAGUUUAGAACUGUACAGAAACAUGAAUCAGAUACAAAGUGACAAUGAGUACAAGCAGGACUACAAGGAGUGGUUCAGAGGUAUCGGUUGGAGUCCUGUUGGUUCUCUGGAUGUGGAGAAAUCUAAGAAAGCCACAGAAAUUGCAAGUGAUCAGAAAUAUCGCCAGCAUCCCAGCAUGUUCCCCUUUACAAAACAGAAUGAUGCCAUGGACAUGGUCCUUGCAAAGCAGAAUGCAAAUAUAAUGAACAAACAUGCUUAUACUCAAGCUUGGGAGAAGGAUAAAACUCAGGUUCAUGUGAUGCCUGAUACACCAGAUAUUCUACAGGCAAAACAGAACAAGGCGAACUACAGUCAGAAACUAUACAAGCUUGGCUGGGAGGAAAUGAUAAAGAAAGGCUAUGACCUCACACCUGAAGCCAUUUCAGUCAAAGCUGCCAAAGCUUCAAGGGACAUUGCAAGUGACUACAAGUACAAAGAAGGUUACCGCAAGCAGCAGGGACAUCACAUCGGAUUCCGCAGCCUACAGGAUGAUCCUAAGAUGUUGUGGUCUAUGCAAGUAGCUAAGAUGCAGAGUGAGAGGGAGUACAAGAAAGAUUUUGAAAAAUGGAAGACAAAGUUUAAUAUGCCUGUGGAUAUGCUAGGCUUCCUUCUGGCUAAGAAAUGUCAGGAACUGGUUAGUGAUAUAGACUACAAACAGAUGCUACACCGCUGGACUUGUCUGCCAGACCAGAAUGAUGUCACCCAGGCAAAGAGAGUCUAUGAACUACAGAGUGAUAAUGUGUAUAAAUCAGAUCUGCAAUGGCUCAGAGGCCUUGGGUGGAGUCCUUUGGGAUCUUUGGAAUCUGAAAAGAACAAGAAAGCUUCUGAAAUACUGAGUGAAAAGAAGUACCGGCAGCACCCAGAUACCAUUAAGUUCACAAGUAUCCCAGAUGCCAUGGAUAUCGUUUUAGCAAAAUCUAAUGCCAAAAACAGAAGUGAUAUACUGUAUAGAGAAGCUUGGGACAAGGACAAGACUCAGGUUCACAUUAUGCCUGAUACUCCUGAAAUUUUGCUGGCUAAGUCAAACUUAAUUAACACAAGUGAUAAACAUUACAAGUUAGGAUAUGAAGAGCUGAAGAGAAAAGGCUACGAUCUUCCUCCUGAUGCUAUACCCCUCAAGUCAGCAAAAGCAUCCAGAGACAUAGCUAGUGAA
Balearica regulorum gibbericeps (East African grey crowned-crane) is the source of this 6039-nucleotide messenger RNA. NCBI's taxonomy places the organism in Eukaryota, Metazoa, Chordata, Aves, Gruiformes, Gruidae. The record is from RefSeq and is a predicted model, not a curated record.